UGUAAGCUCACUUUAACAACUCACUUGAGCAGCUUUCUCAUCUUCUAAUAGAUAAUGAUGAAUAAGAGGCCUUUUGCCACACAAGACCGUAAGGGGAAGAAAGUUCCGGCAGCAGCUAGAAAAAUGACCAAGAAAAAUCAAUUUAGGAAUAAUACAGUAAAUAUGAACCAGAGGUAUCUUAGCACAGGGAACAAGCAAGUCAAUAAAACUUACCAAAGAAACUCGAUGGCUAGAGAUGAGUUAGUCAAGAGAUUCAAGAGUAUUUCUCCCUCAGUGAAGAAGAACAGAGACAUACCAGAUAUAAGGAUAUCAUUGAAUUCUAUGGGAAGGGAUUGCAGAAGUCCUACAAUUACAUGCCAAGCAGCCUUGAAGAGAAGUACAGGGAUUACGAAAGGUUUACCUCUUCAACCGAAAAAUGGAUAUAAACUUUUUGAGGAUGCGAACAAAACUUUAUCGCCUAAUGUAGAGUUGAGCUUAGCUCCUUGCUUAACUGACCAAUCAACUAAAGUUCAGAGAAAAUGGGCUAAUUCCCGUGUUAAUAGCUUCAAUGGAAGUAUUAAAACAAAUACUGCUUGAAGACAGAACAAAAUUCGAGUCAGUGCCAAGUCAAAAUCCAGGAAAGGUUCAAAACAGAUAUCAUUAGAUUGAGAAAGUGAUAAUUCCACAAACCCUGUAAAGCAGAGGGUUGUGCCCUUCACUCUUCCAGAAAUGCAUAGAGGAAUUGAAGUAAACCAGCUGAAAGCUUUGAACAGAAAAUUAGUCAAUGAGAAUUCUGAGCUGAAAGAUGAGAUUUCUCUAUGGGAACACAAGCAGAAAAUUGAACUUGAAAUGGGACAGCAAAAUACAAUGAAUAUUAAUAAAUUAGAGGUCAUGAUACAGAAAUAAAACGGCCAGUUACUGGAUGAAGAGGUUGAAUAGGCACAUGGCAGAGAUCAAGAAAGAAUAUCAAAAAGAAAUCAACUCGCUUCGUAAAGAUUUUGCAAUCCAGCUAGAAAAUUCAAGCGAUAUGUUGUCCUCCUGUUCUAAUCAUCUGAUAUCUGCCACUGAAGAAUUUCAAGUAAAAAUAGCUAAAUAUCAAGCAGAAAUUGCUAAUUUAAAUUCUAAAAUUGAAGAUACUAAAGAGAGGAACAACUCACUCUCUCAGUCAUUGAAAGCUCUCAGAAAACAAUCAGUCCAGAAGGAUGAGGACGUCACUGAGAUAACAAGGAAGAUAUCUAAGCUGAAGUCCGAAAAAGAUGACUUUAAGAAGCAGUGCGAUCAAUUCAAGCAAAUCAAUUCUGACCUUGUCAGGAAACUGUUCAAGUUUGAGAAAAAUGGGGAGUUACUAAUCAUGGACCCCUAUGAGAUGCACAGAAGGAUGAGAUUCUAUGAGACUAGAUGAGCAACAUUGAAUGAAAACAUAAGUACAUUAUCUACAGAACUCACAACACUUAAAAGAACCCUAAAAAAGUUGAAUAUUAAUGACGAUGAACUCCAGCGAGCCUUAAAGAAGGGCUAUUUCAAUAUUGAUCAAUGAAACACUGAAAAUUUUAGCUCAAAAAGCUCCCAAAUAUCGUCAAAUAAGGACAAAGAAGUUGAUGGUGAACGAAAAUUUAGUCAAUUCUUACCAAAAAGGUGCCAGACUAAAAGUAAGAGUUGAGGAAGGAAAUGCUUUAUGCCGACCAUUAAAAGCAAAUAUGAAUAUAUUUCUAAACACUCGAAGAAAUAUACUGAUGAUACUUUCAACCAGAUUCGUAAAGUAGAUGAACUUGCCAAUUUAGCUAAGCUUGACAAGGAGGAUACUGAUGAAGACCAGAGAGUAGCCACUCGAGAAGGAUAUGAGAGAAGUCUUAAUGAAAGUAAGCUCGACUUUUAG
Molecule: messenger RNA, 1855 nt
Organism: Moneuplotes crassus
Lineage: Eukaryota; Ciliophora; Spirotrichea; Euplotida; Euplotidae
Source: the annotation of a GenBank genome assembly